AAAAUAACAGGCUCUUAGUGUUACCAUGCUAGGGGCGUGGCUCUUUGUUCGCUCUCCUCUCUCUCUCUCUCUCACGAUAAACUCAAUGAGAGUGUCUAUUUUUAACCUCCUGUUCUUUCCCUUUGGCAGAGGAACCGGUGCAAGCCGAGCUCUUUCCCUCUGAAUGAAUCCAAGUAACCCUGGUGGCUGUCUUUUGAAAUGACCAGCAGACUAGCUUCGGUAGAGACGCUGCCCCAGGUAGAACUCUCCUGAAAAGCCAUGUCGGUCCAGCGCAGCCCUGGCACAGAGUUUUCCACCACCACUGUGUGCUCAGUAGCUGUGCAGGCUGGAGGCUCCAAAAUCGUGAUAGCUGUCAUAAAGUGUGGCAAAUGGGUACAACUUCAGCUGGCUGAAUCCCAGCCCAACCUUCUUGAAAUUGGGAGCACUCAGGAUGAAACCAGAAAACUGCUUCAGGACCAUGAACUUCUUUUGGCCAAGCUCAAGGCUUUGGAAGACCGGGUCUGGGAGCUCCUGCAGGAAGCGGACAGGACUGCUGAAGAGCAUAAGGAUCAGAGUCAGGUCUACGAUGCCAUGGCCCACACGCUGGGGGAGGCGUGGACAGCGCUGGUCUCCAUGCUUGAGAGAAGAAGGGAGCUCCUCAGCUUGACCUCGGAAUUUUUUGAAAAUGCCUUGGAGUUUGCUACUAAAAUAGAUCAAGCUGAAGAUUUCCUCCAGAAUCCUCAUGAGUUUGAGAGUGCCGAGGCCUUAAAAUCACUUCUUCAGCUUCAUGAACAUCAUACCAAAGAACUCCUAGAACGAUCUCUAGCCCUUUUAAACAAGAGCCAACAACUCACUGACUUCAUAGAAAAAUUCAAGUGUGAUGGAUCUUAUGUGAAUUCAGAACUGACUCAGGGAGCUCAGAGCAGUUGCCUGAAGAUUGACAGCAUCCUUGAGCUUCUGCAAGACAGGAGAAGGCAGCUGGACAAGCACCUGCAGCAACAGCGGCAAGAAUUGGGCCAGGUUCUACACAUGUGUCUGUGGGACCAACAAGAAGAUCAGGUUACUUGUUGGUUUGAGAAAACGAUCAGAGAUUUGCAAGAGCAAAGUCUAGGUUCAUCACUUUCAGACAAUGAAGAACUGAUUCAUAAGCAUGAGCAACUGAUAAUAAAAGCAAAGGAAUGGAACUGCGCUGCGGAAAAGCUGAAGGAACAGGCCCUGGAGAUUUUGCUGACGGACUAUGUGGAGAGAGAACAGCUACUGCUCUCGAACCAGAAACUGAAUCGGCUUCAAGAUGAGCUGAGUCGACUCAUAGUGGAAAGAAAGAUCUGGUUACAUAAGGCAAAUGAUUUUUUCAGCAGUACUAACAAGGCAUUUGAUGUACUUGGAAGAAUUGAAGCUUACCUUAAGCUCCUUAAAUCAGAGGGCUUAAGUCUGCCUGUGUUGGCAGCGAGGCAGGAGGAACUACACAGAGAAAUUAAAGAGUGCACAGCCGGGGUUUUGCAAAAGGGACAAACCUUAAUCAGCCAAGUAGACUCCUGCAGCUCUCAGGUGGGCGGCGUCCGGAAGAUGAUGGCUUGUGUGCAGAGACGCAUGGAUCACCUCACCAGGCAGUGCUCAGCGCGUGAGGAGUUAGCUGCCAAGAACCAGCAAAUCUCAGCCUUGGUGGAGGGUUACCUCGAGAAGGUGGAAAUGUCUGUUCAGAAAAUCAGUCCAGUACUUUCCAGGGCAAUGGAUAUUGGCUCUAGCCUUUUUGAAUCAGAGAAGAUUCUGCAUAAAUAUCUGGAACUAGAUAUCGAAGUCAAGGAGACAUCACAUGCAUUAGAGGCGGCUGCAAAAAUCAUGACAGAGAAAAAUGAAUUUGACCCUGAUGACGUGGCACCACUUCCCCUUAAAACUAAAUGGCUAGAGGAAGAAUUAAGCAUACUCAGCCAAAGCAUCAGUUCCAGGUCACAAGUCCUGCAAACGUACGUGGCAUUUCUAAAGUCAUCAGAGGAGGUAGAGGAACAGUUUCAGAGCCUCAAGAAGUUUUAUCAAACUGCAAUCCCUUGGAAAGAAGAGGUUGAUGCUAAAGCCAUGUGUUGGUCUGGCUCUGCUGAGAAGCAGUGGCAGUUAUAUUUAAAGAAGAGUUUUUUAGCCCAAGACCUGGGGCUUGCAUUCCUUAAUUUAAUAAAAAUGGCAAAAAAGAAUGAGAUAGCAAAUGAGAGGAAGGAAGCUCACAGUGUGGAGAGCACCUUGGAAAGCCAGCAGGCUGGACGAGCGGAACUCGGCCACCUUCGACUUGCACGGCAGCUUGAAGCUACCUCACAGGAGCCCGUGAAGCGGCGGUGGGCAGCACUGAAGGAGCAGUUUAAGAAGACUACUCACAGCUUAAAGGUGCUCCAGGAAGCGCUUAUGCCUGUGUCUGCACUUGACCUCGGUGGCAGCGGCCAGACCAUUUCAGACCUGCAGAAAAAAUGGAAUGAAAUGAAGCCACACUUCCAGCAACUAAAGGAUGAGGUUCAGUUCAUCAUGAAAGAAUCAGAAGAGCUAAGUGGCCAAGGAGCCCCCGUGAAAGAGAAGUCUCAGCAGCUCCAAGAUCUUAUUUACCUCCACCAGCAACAAACAGAGAGAAUCCAGGAUUAUGAGGAUGUCCUCUACAAAUUAGUCCAGUUCCACCAGGUCAAGGAGGAGCUAGGGCAUCUCACCAAAUCCAGAGAACUGGAAUCUGUAGAACAGCUGAAGAAUCUACGCGAUACUCCUGAUGCCCAGAUUCACCUUGAUCGCUCUCGGGAGAAGCAGGCACAUGUGGAGCAUCUCUGGGAACUGGCCCUCUCCUUAGGUGUGGACAUCAUCUCUUCAGCACAGCGGCCUAAUUGCUCUAAUGUUUCUGCAAAGAACUUGCAGCAGCAGCUGGAGGCCCUUGAAGUGGAGCACAUGAGCUGGUGCAUGAGAGCCAAGGAGCAGGAGCGAGCCUGGUCCUGCAGCGUGGAGUUCAAUGCCACAGGAGAUGAGAUAAAUGAGCUCAAAGAGUCAUUCAAAGGUAUCAAAAAGAAAUUCAACAAUUUGAAGUUUAAUUAUGCUAAGAAAAAUGAAAAAGCUCGAAAUCUGAAGGCUCUUAAAUAUCACAUCCAGCAAGUUGAUCUGUAUGCGGAAAAAAUGCAGGCUUUGAGAAGAAAAAUGGAAAAACUUAAGAGUAAAACUUCUGAUUUUUUCCUAAAUUAUCCAUGUAAUAAAGUUAAUAUCAUUUUGGAAGCUAUGAAAGAUUUGCAAAAACAUGUGGAUGACUUUGACAAAGUUGUCACUGACUACAAGAUACAUUUGGACCUCACCGAACAUCUCCAGGAAGUAAUAGAAGAGUGUUACUUUUGGUAUGAAGAUGCAAGUGCUACUAUUGUACGCGUUGGCAAAUAUUCCCUGGAGUGCAAAACCAAGGAAGCUGUGGAAAUUCUCCACCAGCAGUUCAAUAAGUUUACUGCACCCUCAGUGCCUCAGCAAGAGGAAAGGAUUCAGGAGGUCAUGGGCCUGGCUCGGCGCUUAUAUGGCUUAGAAGAAGGGAAGAAAUACACUGAGAAAAUAGUGGCAAAACACAAGGAGGUUCUUGAGUCUAUUACUGAGUUAUGUGGGUCCCUUACAGAGCUUGAAGAAAAAUUGAAGCAGGGAGGUACCCUAAAGAUGCAGCCAACUUGGGAAGAUUUUCACAGCAACUGUAUUGACCUACUAAAGGUGCCAGUACGAAAUAAGCAGGCAAUAUUCAAUGAAGAAAUUAAUAAGGGACAGGCACAGGGGACAGACAUUUUGGCCAUCAGUGAGGCAGGUGAAGAUGGACUGCCGCAGAACCCAAGGCAGCUGUCCUCUGCCAAAGAGGGUGGCAUACAGGGCUUGCUGCUGCCUGAAGACAUGCUAUCAGGAGAAGAACCUGAGUGCAUCUCUCCUGAUGACAUCUCCUUGCCUCCUCUCCCUGGAAGCCCUGAGUCCCCCUUUGCACUAUCAUCAGACAUGGAGGUGGAAGAGGCUGCUGGCCCCUCAGUGCCCAGCCUUCCCGGGAGCAGCUCCAGCAGGCAGCCCAGGACCUGCGGCCCAGCAGAGGCCCAGGAGUCUCUUCUUCCACCACCUGCUACUUUUGCUAAUGCAUACAAUGAGAGGAGAGAGACAUUUCCAAGUCAUUCUGAGAGGCCUUACCCCCAGUCCAGAGCUGAGUCCCCAUUAACCUCUGGAGGAUUUCUGGAAAGCAGUGCUGCCUUCCACACAACCAGUGCUAAGCAGCCAGAGAGCAUGCCGGGUGAUGUGCAUGACAGAGCUUUACAGUGGCACCUGCAGGCUCAGGGAAGUUCGCUAGAAAAACAGGAGAAAAUGCAUGACCAUGGUAGCAGCACUAAAACCCAAGAUAGGCUGCAUGCUUCCCCUGAUGUGUGCUGGGACCUCGGCUUUCAACCAGGCACCAGCCCAGGCUCGCAAAUGCAAAUGGUUCCCAGAGAAGAGGCGAAAAGCACAUCAGCAAAGAACCGUGUGGUCAGCCUAGCUGGCCAGGCACCUCAUUUCUCCAGGCUCCUGUCCAAUGUCACAGUCACAGAAGGUUCUCCAGUGACUUUGGAAGUUGAAGUAACGGGAUUUCCAGAGCCUACACUAACAUGGUACAAGAAGGGCCAGCAAGUAUCUGCAGAUGGGCACUUACAGGUUUUGCACAAGGAGACAAAACAUUCAGUGUUCAUUCCGAAGGUACGUGAGGCGGACGCGGGCCUCUAUGUGGCGCGGGCCCAAAAUUCUAGCGGCACGCUCUCUUCCAGUGUCGUCCUCCACGUGACAGGUAACCUCAGGCCCCCCAUCACAAGAAUAAACUGGACAAUGCUGUGUGUCAUCUAUGUUAGUGUGUCCCUAAUGUACUGGCUACUCACACAGUAACUGCUAUGGCCAUCAAGGGACAUCAUUCUUUUGGGCCUUGGGGACAAUACAGUUGUUUAUUUUUUGACACCUCCAACAGAGCAGUCCUCACAAAUGUACCUCCACUCUGGCCAUCUCACGUCUUGCCUAACGCCACUACAAAAUGAAAAAAAUGUCACAGGUUUAUUGACUUGUUUCAUUGAGGAACUUGCUGUAUUUGAGGAAGCUGGUAAAUUAUGUACUGUGGAUAAGGAUAUAUUUUUGUACUCUGGAAAGAGGUGUAUUCACUGUAAUAUGAAGCAAAAUUAUGAUAUGCUGGUACCCUCCUAAGGACAGGCAGAUGAGUGCUGAUGUCAGGAUAGAUAUGUGAGCUGAUACUCAUAUCCAACUGUUUGAUAAUUUAUUUUUAGUUGUACUCAUAAACAUCUUCUUUUCAGUGCAUAACAGUGGAGAUGUGGAGCUGAAGUUGUGAUUUUCAACAUUGCAUUAGCUGUCUUUUAAUUUUAUUUUUUAAUUUUUCAUGCCUUGAUCUCAUUUACUGAAAUGCAAUCUAUGUCAUUUCAUUUCAACACAGACUCUAUUCCUAAGCCUGACAAUGUCAUUGUACAUAGUCAUUCCUCUUGUUGAUUUCAUAAAUUUGACCCUGUACAUAGAUCUGCCAUCAGUUGUAAGUGAAGUCUCAAUUUUCCAUCAGAUCCACACUUUAUAGAGAAAAAUGGAAUAGGGGUUGCAGGAAUGGACCAACAUUACACCUGUCAUUCCGCUGAUGUGUUUUGUGUGUCCAUGUAUACAACUAUAACCAGAUCCUCCUGUCUCUCGUCUUGGUUAUGCUGCUGAACACUUUCAUAGAAUGUGGCAAGGCGUCUCACCGCCUUGGUUUCCCAUCUGGGGAAUGGGUUCAUCGUCUACCUCUUGGGGAAUUAAAAUUUUUCAUUUCAUGUCUUAUAAACGAUCUAGGAAAUGGAAAACAUUUUAUAAAGGUUAAGAGUAACAGGGCUCUUUGUCAUCACACUGGCCUGCUACCCAUGCUUUCUCUUUCUGCUGUUGCAUUACAAUAUUAAAUGAAAAGAGUAUUCUUAAGGCAUAAUUUCCAACUUCCCAGGGGGGAAAUGAGCUCAUGAAUUGGAGAUAAAUUCCUUUCUAAUUCCUUACAACUACAUCCUUUUCAAAGACUUGAAAUUAAACUCAGGAGGAUACAUUUAGAAGUUUCUGGAGAAAAAUAAGUAAUAAGACAGCAGAAGAUGAAUUCUGGCCUUUUUAAAAUUAUCAUUGUACCACUGAAAAAUGACCUAUUCUUUUUGAAAUUAAUUAUUCAGAAAAGAUCAUCUUUUCAAUUUUUUUUAAAUAAGACAAGUGUUUGUUUUUUAAUAUUUUAACAUAACCUGUCAUGAUAGGGCAAAAUCUUUCAUUGAAAGAAUAAUUUAUCAUAGGUUUUCGAUGAAGGGAAUUAAUUAUGUUGCUAGCAGAUUGUCUACAAAUAACCAUAAUAUUUAAAUGUAAUGUAUUCAAGUUAAUAUUAAAAAGUUACUGAAUGUUAUCUGAAAAUACGAAUGUCUAGUCAAGUAAAAAUUUGGCGUUUUCUCUCUUGUA
Molecule: messenger RNA, 6426 nt
Organism: Octodon degus (degu)
Lineage: Eukaryota; Metazoa; Chordata; Mammalia; Rodentia; Octodontidae
Gene: Ccdc141
Product: coiled-coil domain containing 141
Exons: 24
Coding region: 259-4857 (1532 amino acids)
Source: RefSeq, a predicted model, not a curated record